Lolium rigidum is the source of this 1293-nucleotide messenger RNA. Its product is annotated as GDSL esterase/lipase At5g55050-like. The coding region runs from base 1 to 1131 and encodes 376 amino acids. Lineage: Eukaryota; Viridiplantae; Streptophyta; Magnoliopsida; Poales; Poaceae. The transcript is spliced from 3 exons. Gene Ontology annotation, molecular function: hydrolase activity, acting on ester bonds. The record is from RefSeq and is a predicted model, not a curated record.
AUGGUGGGGGCAAGGGUGGCCAAUGGCAAGGCUUUGAUGGCACUGGUGGCGGCAGUGCUCCUUGUCUGCGGCCGCGGUCUGCCGGCGGCAGUGGCGAGCCGGCGCGAGGAGGUGCACCUGGUGCCGGCGGUGUACGUGUUCGGCGACUCGACGGUGGACGUCGGGAACAACCAAUACCUGCCGGGGAACGCCCCGCUACAGCUCCCCUACGGCAUCGACUUCCCGCAGUCGAGGGCCACCGGGAGGUUCAGCAACGGUUACAACGUCGCCGACUCCAUCUCGAGGAUACUGGGUUUCAAGAGGAGCCCGCCGGCGUACCUGUCGCUGACGCCGCAGACGAGCCGCCAGAUCUUCAGAGGCUUCCGUGGAGCCAACUACGCUUCCGGCGGCUCCGGCAUUCUCGACACCACCGGGAACACCCUGACAUUGACCAAGCAGGUGGAGCUCUUCGCGGCCACCAAGUCAAAGAUGGCCGAGUACACCGGCGGGAAGGGCUCCGCGGCCGUCGACGCGCUGCUGUCCAAGUCCCUCUUCCUCAUCAGCGACGGCGGCAACGACAUGUUCGCCUUCAUCUUGCAGAACCGGACGGCGGCCGAGGCGCCGUCCUUCUACACCGACCUCCUCUCCAACUACACGAAACACGUCCAGACGCUCUACACCCUCGGCGCCCGCCGCUUCGGGAUCGUCGACGUGCCGCCGAUCGGCUGCGUGCCGGCGAUGCGCGCCAAGUCCCCGACCGGCGAGACCGCAUGCGUCCCCGCCGCCAACGCCCUCGCCAAGGGGUUCAACGACGCGCUGGCGGGAGUGAUGGCGAAGCUCGCCGCCGCGCUGCCUGGGAUGAAGUACUCCGUGGGGAGCUCCUACAACCUGGUGACCUUCUUCACGGCGCACCCGGAAGCCGCCGGGUUCAGGGACGUGGCCAGCGCGUGCUGCGGCGGCGGGAGGCUCGGCGUGCAGACCGGGUGCGUGCCCAACGCCACCUACUGCGGCAACCGCAACGACCACCUGUUCUGGGACGGGGUGCACGGCACCCAGGCAACCUCCAACAAGGGCGCCAAGGCCAUCUUCUCCGCGCCGGUGAAGAUGGGCUUCGCCGCGCCCAUCAACUUCAAGCAGCUCAUUUCUUCUUGAUGAUGAAGAAAACGUGCAGCCUUGAUCGAUUCAUAAGCUGUUAAUUUAAUCAUGAUUCUUUUUGUAGAUCGAUGGAGAGAUGCAAUAGAAUCAUAGAGAGGGAACAGCCUUUUGUAUACGAAUUAAGUCGAAAUUCUAAUAAAAAGGUCAAUGGUCCGUACA